AUGCGACUCUUAACCGUUUUAGCACUGCUUGUCUACGCUGAAGCACAUGAGCAUUCGUUCAUUGAUGUCAAGAAAGUGAUCAGGGACGCGUUAGAUGUGGUGGCAUCAAUGCCAACCAAUACGCCUCAAAGCUCAAAUGAUGUUGCUCAGCAACAACCACCGCAGUCGUUACUAGCUGAUGAAGCACGACGUCAGCUGUCGCGAAUUUUCCAUGUACCAUCUGACUUUGUACACAGACUAGCUGCACAAAGUGGUUAUUUGGAUUAUGAUCCAUCUUCAACAACUUCAACAACUAUGAAACCUUGGUUAAACACAUUUCCACCAGAGUUUCGAUUUUUGACCGCGAAAGCAUCGAGCACUGUUGCCAGUGAAGCUUCUUCAACAAAGAAGACGUCAGUGCUGAACGAGGAAACAUCAACCUCCAAUAUUGCUUCAACUUAUGACAAAAAUCAUGAAGAAGUAGCGUUCGUUCAGGAAACUGAAGAGCCGACAACGUCAUCACCAUCGCCUCAGCAGUCAACAACCAAACCAGUUAGUACUACUACUUCACAGCAACUCAUUCCUUUGCUACUAGCACCGGUACAAACCCAAGGCAAUGCACUCAAAUCAGCACAAAACGAACAAAUCAGUUCACGAAGCAAUCAGCCUAUCUAUUAUCAGCCAAUUGUAUUAGCACCGAGCCAACUUUCUCAACAGUUUCUGCCACAAAUUAUUAAUUCCAAUGGCCAAACUUAUUACUUAGCUCUACCUCAAGCGCAACUGCAACCUCCACAACCAAUCGCAUACGUACCUUUAUCAAGCAAUUCCAAUCUCGCACCUAUUCUUCAGAAAGCCUCCCCGACUUUCGUCUUACCUAGUAACGGUAGUCCUAUCGUUACCAAUAUUCAAACUGCUCAGAAUGCACCCACCGACUCUGAUAAAUGGUCAGUUGAAGUUCCACAGACCGAACGACAAGUCGUUUUCGAAAGUGAAGCCAAGCUGCAUUUACCCCGUCAAAUCGAUUCGUUCGUUACUGGUGAUGAUGGGAAAGAAUCUAGCGAUGAUACUUCCAGAAUCGAGAAACACUCAACGUUUUCACACAUAGAGAAAAAUGAUAUGAUUCAUAAUCAGCAAAGCCAAAUGCAAAAACAAGUCGACGCAGAGCAUCAAACCAGCACAGCGCCUCAUCGUCAUUAUCCAAUGAACAAAUCCAUCAAGUCACUUUCUGUUCGAACCAAAUCCACCGAGCCAUUCUUCACAAUCAAAACCGAUGAUGAAUCGAUUCAUCAUCCUCUGAAACAGAUCCGUAUCAAUCGUAUAGAAUAUGCUGACGAUGAUUCAAAGAACAAUCUCAGCAAUAUGGAAGUAGCCGUCAAGUCUCUAAUACCUGAACCUGCACCUGCAUCGGCUGAUUUCAAGAAAGCCAUCCAGGAGUCAUUGGCAUUCGAAGAGCAUCGCAUAGAAAUGUUGCGUAAGAAAAUGACUGAUGAUCGCAAACGAUUUGGUUCAAGAAAAAUUCUGCUUGAAUCACUGAGGAAGAAACCGACGAAGAUAAGAGAACAACACAAACAAUCCGUUCUUUCGAAUGUUUCUUCUUCUUGA
This is a messenger RNA of Anisakis simplex (herring worm), 1581 nucleotides long. The record is from the annotation of a GenBank genome assembly. Lineage: Eukaryota; Metazoa; Nematoda; Chromadorea; Rhabditida; Anisakidae.